AUGUCCCCGCUGAUUUCUAAACGAAUCCCAGUCGUCGGUCUCACCGGGGGUAUCGCAACGGGCAAAUCAACCAUACCCGUCAUCGACGCAGACGUCCUCGCACGAGAAGUAGUGCAACCCGGAACAAAAGGGCUCACUCAAAUCGUCGCAUACUUUGGCUCUGAAGUGCUGUUCCCAGAUGGCACCCUCGACAGAAAGAAACUUGGUGCUAUUAUCUUCAAUAACGAGGUGAAGCGGAAGAAAUUGAAUUCUAUCAUCCAUCCUGCUGUUUCGCGUGCCAUUCUUUGGAAUGUGUUUUGGUGCUGGAUGAGAGGGGAGAAAUUAUGUGUUGUGGACGUCCCUCUUCUGAUAGAAGGAGGGCUGUGGAAAUGGAUGGGGAAAGUUGUCGUGGUGUAUUGCUCAGCAGACAUUCAACUGCAAAGGCUCAUGAUGCGCGAUAAUUCGUCUCGCGAAGAUGCUUCAGCACGCCUUAAUUCGCAGCUUCCUAUAACGCAGAAAGUAGAGUAUGCCGACAUCGUCCUUGAUAAUUCUGGCACCUUGCAGGAUCUGGAACAGCAAGUUCGUUUGUGUCUUGUGAAGCUGGAACGGACAGCUGGGUGGUCAUGGAGGCUUAGUUGGUUUUUCCCUCCAUUUGCUUUAGUUUCUGCGCUAUGGACGUUGGGAUGGAGGUCCGCAAAACGAUUGCGACAACGGAGUCGGAGACCACUAGAGGGAAUUUAG
Molecule: messenger RNA, 720 nt
Organism: Suillus subaureus
Lineage: Eukaryota; Fungi; Basidiomycota; Agaricomycetes; Boletales; Suillaceae
Product: dephospho-CoA kinase-domain-containing protein
Exons: 3
Coding region: 1-720 (239 amino acids)
Biological process (GO): coenzyme A biosynthetic process
Molecular function (GO): ATP binding; dephospho-CoA kinase activity
Source: RefSeq, a predicted model, not a curated record